Centropristis striata (black sea bass) is the source of this 2186-nucleotide messenger RNA. RefSeq names its product high-affinity choline transporter 1-like. NCBI's taxonomy places the organism in Eukaryota, Metazoa, Chordata, Actinopteri, Perciformes, Serranidae. The record is from RefSeq and is a predicted model, not a curated record. The coding region runs from base 1 to 1683 and encodes 560 amino acids. The transcript is spliced from 8 exons. Gene Ontology annotation, biological process: acetylcholine biosynthetic process; choline transport; transmembrane transport. Gene Ontology annotation, molecular function: choline:sodium symporter activity. Gene Ontology annotation, cellular component: plasma membrane.
AUGGCUGUUAACAUACCAGGAGUGGUAGCGAUGGUGUUUUUCUACCUGCUGGUCCUUGGGACCGGCAUCUGGGCUUCUUUCAAGUCCAAAAGGGAACAGAAGAAAAGUUCAGCCACAGAAAUGGAGAUGACCCUGCUGGGGAACCGGAGCAUCAACCUGGUGGUGGGGGUCUUCACAAUGACAGCUACGUGGGUGGGAGGAGCCUUCAUUGUUGGAACAGCAGAGAUGGUGUACACGCCCUCUAUGGGACUAACCUGGGCCCUGGUGAUGAUGUCAGCAUACAGCUCAUGUUUAAUUCUUAUUGGCUUGGUGUUUGCAAAGCCAAUGAGAGACAGAAAGUGUGUGACGAUGCUGGACCCUUUUCAUGCCAAGUAUGGAAAAGCAGUAACAGUUGGAAUGAGCCUGGUUUCAAUUGUUUUGGAUCUGCUCUGGGUUCCCUCAAUACUAAUUGCUUUAGGAGGAACCAUGAGUGUGAUCCUGGAUUUGUCCUUCACUUUGUGCAUCUGGAUCUCUGCUGCUGUGGCCAUCACCUACACACUGCUGGGAGGUCUCUACUCUGUGGCCUACACAGAUAUUAUACAGCUUGUCCUUAUAUUCGUCAGCUUGUGGAUCUGUGUCCCCUUUGUGUUGAUGAACCCAUCCUCCUUGGACAUCAGCCAGACUCUGAAGAACAACACCUUACAUGCUCCCUGGAUUGGUCAACCACGGCUGGAAAAGGCCUGGAUAAUGAUUGAUGAAUUCCUAUUAAUUACGCUGGGGAGUUUGGGAUAUCAGUCUUUGCACCAGAGGACCUUGUCUGCAUCUUCCACAGCCAAUGCCAAGCUCACUUGCUUUGCUGCUGCUUUCAUCUUACCUAUACUCGGGAUACCAUCGAUGCUUGUUGGAGCAGCCGCUGCAUCUACAGACUGGAACCUCACUACCUAUGGUUCUCCAUCUCCAUAUGAACGUGGAGAAGCAGCUCUAGUUCUGCCCAUCACCCUGCAGCACCUCACUCCAUCUUUAGUCGCCAUUAUCGGUACUGGAAGUGUCGCUGCUGCUGUGAUGUCAUCAUGUGACUCUGCGUUGCUUUCUGCAGGUUCUGUCUUCACCUCCAACAUAUACAAGAACAUCCUGAGACCUCAGGCCUCAGACAGAGAGACUCAGUGGGUGAUCCGUGCUUCUGUGUUGGUCGUGGGCUUGGUUGGUUCAUCACUCAGCUACCUGAAAAACAGCAUCUUGUUGUUCUUGUUUAUUGGUUUGGAAGUCGCCUAUGUUGUAACAUUUCCUCAGCUUGUCUGCGUGCUCUUCUUCAACAUCUCCAAUGGUUACGGGGCUGUUAUGGGCUUUGUGGUUGGAGUCGUAGUCAGACUGCUCAGUGGAGACCCAUCACUAGGCUUAGCACCAGUCAUACACUUCCCAGGAUGCACUCUUGAGGACGGUGUUUAUGUCCAGUACUCUCCAGUUAAGACCAUCUCCAUGCUGUCUGCCAUUGCUGCCAUCUUGUUGUUCUCCUACCUGGCUUCUGUGCUCUUCAACAAAGGCCGGCUUCCUGAGAAGUGGGAUGUGUUCAAAGUGAAAGGGCAGAACUUACCACAACCACUGACACCAGUAGAUGGAGCCACAGAACACAGUGAGAAGGAUAAACUGAAGAGAAACAACGUUCAGACUGAGGAAUCAGAGCCAAUGAACACCACAAGCUGUUAGUGCUCCUGUGUUUACAGGCGAGAAUGAAUUUGUAGAGAGACAAAUGAGAUUGAGAAUGAGAAUGACGGUAUAACCCAUGUCAUUGUAUUGCUGUGCUACUACAUGAUGUUUAUUAUAUAUUGUGUUAAAUCGUUUAUGCAGCUUAGAAUCAUUUAGUUUAGUCAUGAAGUGUGAUGGGGUGCUUUGUUUUUCAUAAUAAAAUUUACAAAGGAAAUACACUGCCAUUUAAAAUAAAUGUGAUGUUAUUCAAACAGUGAUGCAAACCUAAUCAUGAUUAAAGUAAAAUAAAAUGUUGCCACUUAAGUAUCCAAAAGAGGCGGUCACACUGUAUUUCUGGUAAAGAUACUGUCUUCAAUGUAUAUUUUUGACCACUAGAUGGAUACAUAAAUCUACAACUAUUCAGUGAUGCUUAAUAAAAGUCUGCUUUGCAAUUUAACUUUUGUUUAACCCUCUGCAGGAUACUACAUAUAUUAUUCUCAUUUGCAAUCAAUGUUAUGUUAUUG